AUGAGGAACAUGUCUUCGAAUAUGACGGUGCUUCAACAAGCUUGGGAAGCAUUUAUUCAGAUGAAAGCUCGGAUGAGACAGACCUGGAUGAAUGUGGUGAAUGCUCCGGACCAUCUGGUAACAAAUCUCACGGGGAUGCUUUCUCGCGAUAAGCUGCACUUGCCGGCGAAACAAGUUUGGCUUGGCAGACAUAUUGAAGAUAGUGCGGUCUGCAGCUCUCCUAAACCGAGUCGCACUCUUGACUAUCUGUUAUUAGCGAUAUCUAAUGGGGACAAGCUUUUCUCCUCAGUUCAAACAAUGAACACAGUUCAUCCCGGGUUGUACAAGUCUGGCAAUGGGUCUGAAAAGGACCGUCAGGUGCUUGAGGUUCGACAACCAGCCGCUAUUGGCGAUUCGGAGAGUGAGGUAAUGAUCAUCACCGCGAUAGGUGCAAUUUUGGGUACACUCAUACCCGGUGCGACAUCGUUCCGCAAACCUGGCAGUACGGAGUUCCAGAAAGUAUGCAUCGUUUUUGCCGAAUCCCAAGCGUUUGAAGAGGAUUGUGGUGCCGCCGUUAUCGAUGCAUCAACAGGCUGCUUUUACGGAUAG
Messenger RNA from Clonostachys solani, 588 nucleotides. The record is from the annotation of a GenBank genome assembly. NCBI's taxonomy places the organism in Eukaryota, Fungi, Ascomycota, Sordariomycetes, Hypocreales, Bionectriaceae.